Messenger RNA from Blastomyces dermatitidis ER-3, 746 nucleotides. RefSeq lists its product as uncharacterized. The coding region runs from base 93 to 746 and encodes 217 amino acids. NCBI's taxonomy places the organism in Eukaryota, Fungi, Ascomycota, Eurotiomycetes, Onygenales, Ajellomycetaceae. The record is from RefSeq and is a predicted model, not a curated record. The transcript is spliced from 3 exons.
AAAGCCCUUGGUGUAUUUUGCGUGAGAUUCAGAGAUGGGCGAAAUGAUAAAGCCGAGGCGAGGUCGGGAGGUAGGCUAUUUAAGUGAUAGCGAUGGCCAUAAAGCAGACCCAAAUCUUCCCCCUCGAAAAAAACCUUGUUAAGAGUGUUACCUUUAAUGUACUGAAUGAACACUUGCUCAAUUCCAAUGCAUAUCCGAGAUUCCCUAAACACCACUUAAAGCCCAGAACAGUGAAGAAAGUGAGAAUGAAAAUGAGGAAGGAAAAACAAAGCAUCAUUUUUCUCCCAGGGGCUUGGAAUGGGCCGGAGUAUUUCGGCGCCGUGAUCGCUCAAUUAAAGGAGCGUGGAUAUGAACUUCACGCUCUUCACCUCCCUACUGCCGGCCUGGACCCAAAAAGCACACCAGUGGACGACAUAUCACUUUUCAGAAAACAACGCGCGCGCUGGCUGAUGAGGUUAGCACAGAGUGAGCAAGACGGGAUCGGUCAUUUGGUAUAUCUCGCCGGACUCCUGGGCACGGAAGGCGAGAUUCUUGUUGAGAAUGUUCCAGAAUGGGUCAAAUUCCAGGGCGUGUGGACAACCGUUGAGAAUGCACGGGAUAUAUUCUACAACGACCUUCCAGCCUCGAUGGCCGAUGAGCUUGCAGCGAAGUUGCUCCCACACGCUGCGUCCAUAUACACCCACCCGUUGGCCUAUGCUGGUCAAAAAAAUUUGCCGGCAACCUACCUCCUCUACACCCAGAACUAG